AUCGUUUUUGAUUGAUGAGAUCUACAACUAGAAGAUCAGAAUAAGUAAUAACUAGCUAGUAUGUAACUCCUUAAGGGAUUUGCGAUCCAGAAUAAGCUAAAGCAAUAGCUAAGAAACUGUUUGAUUUAUAUGAUAGAGAUAGAAAUGGAAUUAUAGAUGGUUAAGAAGGUAAGAAGCAUCAUUAAUUAUUAUAGUUUCACCAAUGUUAAUUGAUGCUUAUCGUGGAAUGAGCAAAGCUUUUAAUCCUACUUAAGUCAAAUUAUUAUAUAUUCUUAGGCAGAUGUAGAUACAUUCGUUUAGGUUUUGGAUGUAAAUAGAGAUGGUAAGAUAACUUAUUAGGACGUGGAGAAUUACGCAUUACGCAUAUUGGUUUUAAAUUAAAUCAUUUUUAGGCUGGUAUUUAACCAUUACCAUCUUACAGUAUCUAAUUACCACCUUAAAGAUAAUAUAAUAGAAUGGUUGAGGAAAGAUUAGAGGUUGCAAGAAGAUUGUUUAAGAAAUUUGAUGUUACUCAAUGUGGAUACUUGACUAGAAAUGAAGUAUAGAAAUUGGUAAGUUUAGGUUCCAGGAUUAUUGAGAGAAACUUAUAAAUAAUUGAAUAUUGAGUUUGAACCUACUCCUUAGGAUGUUUAAGCUUGGAUGGAUAUGACUGAUACAGAUUGUGAUGGUAAAGUAGCUUUGUAGGAUUUUGAGUAAUCAAUUAUUAGGUCUUUAUAAGAAUAGGGUAUAUCCCUUUAUUGAAUGAGAAUAUAAAUUAAAAUAUAUUCAAUAAUUUAAUGCAAGG
Paramecium sonneborni is the source of this 784-nucleotide messenger RNA. NCBI's taxonomy places the organism in Eukaryota, Ciliophora, Oligohymenophorea, Peniculida, Parameciidae. The record is from the annotation of a GenBank genome assembly.